Messenger RNA from Microthlaspi erraticum, 3654 nucleotides. Lineage: Eukaryota; Viridiplantae; Streptophyta; Magnoliopsida; Brassicales; Brassicaceae. The record is from the annotation of a GenBank genome assembly.
AUGACUAAAAACGGCGGAUCAAAAACUGAAGAAGGAAACACAAGCGGAGAGAAGAACGAGAUGGCGAAGAUUACGAGUGGAGAGAAGAAAGACAUGGGACCAAUUUAUCAGUUGGCCGCCAAUGAAAAUCUAGGAGCUGUGAUUGCACAAGUGCAAUUCAAUGGAGACAACUUUGAUGAAUGGGCUCAAGCAAUGAGAACAGCGUUGCGAGUCAAGAAGAAAUACGAAUUCGUUGAUGGAUCUGUACCGAAACCAGAUGAAAACAGUGCAGAGUUCGAAGAUUGGACUUCGGCGAGUUCUAUGGUGGCACUUUGGAUCCUUAAUACCAUUGAGCCAAAGGUGAGGCGAACUCUGGCCAACAAAGAAGAUCCAACAGAGCUCUGGCAAGAAAUCAAGGAUCGAUUCUCCGAGGGAAACGGUCCGAGAAUUCAAGAGAUCAAAACAGAGCUUGCUAACCUUCGACAAGGAGGUAUGACGGUGAUUGAUUACUACGGAAAACUACAGAUGCUAUGGGAUGAUCUGAUGAACUAUGAGCCGACGCUCACAUGCAAGUGUGGAAAAUGCACCUGCAAUCUGAACCUGCAAAUCGAGAAGAAAAAAGAGGAUGAUAAGAUUCAUCAGUUUCUCUUGGGAUUAGAUGAAUCGGUGUAUGGAACGGUUCGCAGCUCCAUUAUCAGCAUGGAGCCGCUUCCAAACAUGAACCAAACAUAUGCUAAAGUGAAGUCCGUGGAACGGGUCCAGACUGUGGUGCGAGGAAGGGAACAGCAAGGAGCUCAGAUGGCUUUUGCGGUUCGCAGUGGAAACAUGAACAUUGGUGGAGAAGACAAGAGCAAAUUGUUCUGUACCGAAUGCAAGAAGACAGGACACGUUGCUGAAACAUGUUUCCAAGUUGUGGGAUAUCCUCCCUGGUGGGGAGAGAGAGCUAGAGGAGGAACGGGACGUGGCGGAGAUCAAAGUUUCUCGUCUAGAGGAGGAUUCGGACGUGGUGGUGGCAGAGGCGGACGUGGUCGAGGAGUUUUUGUGGGUGCUCGUGCACAUGCUGUAACAACGCAGGAAAGUGGUGAAAGCAGUAACGACGCUGAAAGAAAUGGGUUCACGGGCCUCACUAAUGAGCAGUGGAGCAAGCUGAUCAAAAUCCUCGAUGAUGGAAAACAGAGUGGCACACCUCGUCUAAGUGGUAAGAUUGAAUACUAUGAUUGGGUACUUGAUACUGGAGCAUCUAACCAUAUGACAGGUUCUGCUGAUUUUCUUGCUGAUUUGAAAUAUAUAUUGCCUUGCUCUAUUGGUUUGCCGAAUGGUCAACAAACGUUGACAAGAACGAAGGGAACAGUGGUGUUUGAUAAGGAUUUCAGUCUUAAGAACGUAUUGUUGGUUCCUGAACUGAAGUGCAAUUUGAUCUCUGUGUCUCAACUAAUCGCAGAUACAGAUUGUGUUAUGCAAAUUGCUAACAAAGGUUGUGUACUUCAGGACCGUAUAACGAGGAAUCUGACUGGAGCAGGGGAACUUAGAGAAGGGCUCUAUUUUUUCCGAAGGAUUUCGACUUUUUCUGCUUUGCGUACGAAUAAAGAUGGAGCUGAGGAGCUGUGGCAUCAGCGAUUUGGACAUCCGUCAAACACUGUUUUUGAUUUAAUUCCUUUUGUUGGAAAUAGGAGUAUGGAUUUUUCUACUUGUGGAACUUGUUUGAAAGCUAAACAAUGUCGUGAGGUUUUUCACUCAAGUGAUAAUAAAAGUGAUGGUAUUUUUGAUUUGAUUCACACAGACCUAUGGGGUCCUUAUCGUACUCCCAGUCUCUGCAAUUCUUUUUACUUCUUGACUAUCGUGGAUGAUUUCUCUCGAGCUGUGUGGGUAUACUUACUUCACGAUAAGUCACAGGUUGGGAUAACCUUAAAGAAUUUCUUGGCUUUGGUCUCCCGGCAAUUUGAUAAACGAAUCAAGAUACUUCGAAGUGAUAAUGGAACUGAGUUUACAUGUUUAACAUCAGGGCUGCGUGAACAAGGCAUUAUACAUCAGACUUUGUGUUUAGGCACACCGCAGCAAAACGGCCGAGUAGAAAGAAAACAUCGUCACAUCUUGAAUGUGGCAAGAGCAUUGUUGUUUCAAUCAUCGCUUCCCGUCAAGUUUUGGGGCGAGAGUGUGUUGGCAGCAGCUUAUUUGAUCAACAGAACGCCAUCUAGCGUCUUGAAAGGUAAAACACCUUAUGAAGUGAUCCAUGGGAAAAGUCCCAUAUAUGAUAAUCUUAGAGUUUUUGGCUGUCUAGCGUUUGCUCACAAGCAAAAACGCGACGGAGAUAAGUUUGAUGUGCGGAGUAGAAAAUGCAUCAUGCUUGGAUAUCCAUUCGGGAAGAAAGGAUGGACAUUGUUUGAUCUAGAAAAAGAAGAGAUAUUUGUCUCACGUGAUGUAGUAUUCAUUGAAAAUAAUUUUCCCUUCAAAACUGAGGAGACUUUACGUGAAGACAACAUCUCUGGUAUGUUGAGUGAAACAGAGGAGGAUGAUGAUACAUACACAGAUGAUGGAGAUCAAGAUGCAGAAAAUGAUGGUGUGGUUGAAGAAGUUGAGGCUGAGACUGCUAGUGAGGCAGAACAUGAGGAUGUAGAAGUACCAUUACCUGAGACGGGGAUGGAAAACAGUGAUGAAGUUUCUGCUGUAGUUGAGCAAGACGAACCUGCUGCUCAAAACGAGGCUGCAGCUGAGGUCAGAACAGAAGAGUUGGGUCGUGGGUUGAGGCAAAAGACAACAUCAGUGAAGUUAAAAGAUUUUGUCCUCAACGCGAUCAAGACGGAUGAAAUCCCAGAGUUUCUUGCUGAUGGAGGCUCAAGUGAAUAUCCAAUUUCUGUGUUUAUUGAUAGUAGCUCUUUUUCACCAAAAUAUCGUGCUUUCUUGGCUGCUGUUACUGCAGGAACAAAACCGGUUCUGUUUCGAGAUGCCGUCAUCGAACGUGUAUGGUGUGAUGCUAUGCAUGUGGAAAUUGGAGCAUUGGAAAAAGCUCGUACAUGGGAUUUAACAGAGCUACCUCCGGGAAAGAAAGCCAUCGGGUGCAAAUGGAUUUACAAGAUUAAAUUCUUGUCGACUGGUGAAGUGGAAAGAUACAAAGCUCGAUUAGUGGUUUUGGGGAACAACCAGGAAGAAGGGACCGAUUAUACAGAAACAUUUGCUCCGGUCGUAAGAAUGACCACCGUUCGUACAUUCUUGGGAGUAGUUGCGGCUAAGAAUUGGGAGUUGCAUCAAAUGGAUGUACACAAUGCCUUCCUACAUGGUGAUUUAGAUGAAGAAGUGUACAUGAAGCUUCCACCAGGAUUUAGAGUGAAUGGAGCAGAUGGAUCCAAUUUGGUGUGUAAGUUGAGGAAGUCUCUUUACGGCUUGAAACAGGCGCCGCAAUGUUGGUUUGAGAUGCUGAGAGGUGCUCUACUUGAUUACGGGUUCUCUCAGGCGCGGACUGAUUAUUCGAUGUUCUCGAUGCGGAAAAACGGUUCCGAAAUCUAUGUUUUAGUAUACGUAGAUGAUCUGAUCAUUGGAGGGAAUGAUUCAGAUGGUAUUAAAAGCUUUAAAGCUUAUCUUAGUGAAUGUUUUCACAUGAAGGAUCUUGGAGGUUUGAAAUAUUUCCUCGGGAUUGAAGUAGCGAGAAGACCUGAAGGAAUUUUCUUGUGUCAACGAUAA